GAGAAAGGCGUCCCGAGAGCGGAGAUGGCGCUGCACGUUCCCAAGGCUCCGGGCUUUGCUCAGAUGCUGAAGGAAGGGGCGAAGCAUUACUCAGGAUUGGAGGAGGCAGUGUAUCGAAACAUUCAGGCAUGUAAAGAGCUUGCUCAAACAACUCGUACAGCUUAUGGACCAAAUGGAAUGAACAAAAUGGUUAUCAACCAUUUGGAAAAGCUGUUUGUUACUAAUGACGCUGCUACUAUUUUAAGAGAAUUAGAGGUUCAGCACCCUGCUGCAAAAAUGAUUGUCAUGGCUUCUCACAUGCAAGAGCAAGAAGUUGGUGAUGGAACAAAUUUUGUGCUUGUUUUUGCUGGAGCUCUCUUGGAACUUGCGGAAGAACUCCUAAGAAUGGGACUUUCUGUUUCAGAGGUCAUUGAAGGCUACGAAAAAGCUUGUAAAAAAGCACUAGAGAUUCUUCCUGAUCUGGUGUGCUGCUCCGCAAAAAAUCUUCGGGACGCUGAAGAAGUGGCAUCUUUGCUGCAUACUUCAAUAAUGAGUAAACAGUGUGGCAAUGAAAUGUUUCUGUCUAAGCUUAUUGCACAGGCAUGUGUGUCUGUUUUUCCUGAGUCGGGCCAUUUCAAUGUUGAUAACAUCCGAGUAUGCAAGAUCGUAGGUUGUGGUAUUUGUGCCUCUACAGUAUUGCAUGGCAUGGUUUUUAAAAAAGAAACUGAAGGUGAUAUUACCUCUGUCAAAGAUGCUAAAAUAGCUGUAUAUUCUUGUCCUUUUGAUGGUAUGAUAACGGAGACCAAGGGAACAGUACUGAUCAAGAAUGCUGAAGAAUUGAUGACUUUCAGCAAAGGAGAAGAGAACUUAAUGGAACUGCAAGUCAAAGCUAUUGCUGAUGCUGGUGCAAAUGUUGUGGUAUCUGGUGGGAAAAUAGCAGACAUGGCUCUUCAUUAUGCUAACAAAUACAAUCUCAUGGUAGUCAGGCUGAAUUCUAAAUGGGAUCUCAGGAGACUGUGUAAAACAGUUGGUGCUUCAGCCCUCCCCAGACUGACACCGCCUAAUCAAGAAGAAAUGGGUCAUUGUGAUAAUGUUUAUUUGUCAGAAGUUGGAGAAACACAAGUAGUUGUGUUUAAACAUGAAAACGAAGAUGGUGCCAUUUCUACUAUACUAAUUCGUGGUUCUACAGACAAUCUCAUGGAUGAUGUGGAGCGAGCAGUUGAUGAUGGUGUCAAUACAUUCAAAGUGCUCACUCGGGAUAAGCGCUUUGUUCCAGGUGGUGGUGCAACAGAGAUUGAGUUGGCUAAGCAGAUCACUUCAUAUGGAGAGACUUGUCCAGGUCUUGAUCAGUAUGCUAUCAAGAAGUUUGCUGAGGCGUUUGAAAUAAUACCCCGUGCUCUGGCAGAAAAUUCUGGGGUUAAGGCGAAUGAACUCAUUUCCAAACUCUACGCAGUACAUCAAGAAGGCAACAAAAAUGUUGGGUUUGAUAUUGAGGCUGAAGCUGCGGCUGUGAAAGACAUGUUAGAAGCUGGUGUAUUAGACACAUACCUUGGCAAACAUUGGGGUAUCAAGCUGGCUACAAAUGCUGCAGUCACUGUCUUAAGAGUUGAUCAGAUUAUUAUGGCAAAAGCAGCAGGUGGUCCAAAAGCCCCUAAAUCACCAGGACACUGGGACAAGGAUGACUGGAAAGAUGAUCAUGAACAGUAGUGUGGAAUCAUCAUGGCAAAACCAGCGGGUGGGCCCAAGCCUCCAUCAGGGAAGAAAGAUUUGGACGAUGACCAAAAUGACUGAGGUGUUACUGCAGUUCCUGAGCAGAUUGUGCAUUAGUGUUGAUCACCUAAAUU
Molecule: messenger RNA, 1823 nt
Organism: Euleptes europaea (tarantolino)
Lineage: Eukaryota; Metazoa; Chordata; Lepidosauria; Squamata; Sphaerodactylidae
Gene: CCT8
Product: chaperonin containing TCP1 subunit 8
Exons: 16
Coding region: 25-1686 (553 amino acids)
Biological process (GO): protein folding
Cellular component (GO): chaperonin-containing T-complex
Molecular function (GO): ATP-dependent protein folding chaperone; ATP hydrolysis activity; ATP binding
Source: RefSeq, a predicted model, not a curated record